AUGCUGCUCACCUUCUACACCUGUCUCCUCUGGCUGUCCUGCAGUGGCCUCUGGACUGUCCAGGCUGAGGACCCCAAUGUCAACGUGAGCAUGAGAAGCUACCACCGGGACUUGGCUCCAAGCAAUGUUGACUUUGCCUUCAACCUGUACAAGCACCUAGUGGCCUCAGCUCCUGGCAAGAACGUCUUCAUCUCCCCUGUGAGCAUUUCCAUGGCCUUGGCUAUGCUGUCCCUGGGUGCCCGCGGCCACACUCGGGCCCAGCUUCUCCAGGGCCUGGGCUUCAACCUCACUGAGACACCAGAGGCCAAGAUCCACCAGGGCUUCCGGAAACUCCACCACCUCCUCAGCAAGUCAGAUGACACCUUGGAAAUGAUCAUGGGCAACACCGUGUUCCUCAACCAGAGCCUAGAGCUUCUGGAGUCGUUCUCAGCAGACACCAAACAUUACUAUGAGUUGGACACCUUGGCUACAGAUUUCCAGGACUGGGCCAGAGCCAGCAGACAAAUCAAUGAGUACAUCAAGAAUAAGACGCAGGGGAAAAUCAUGGAUUCGUUCUUGGAGCUGGAUAGCCCGGCCACACUUAUCCUGGUCAACUACAUCUUCUUCAAAGGCAUGUGGGCACACCCCUUCGACCAGGGGAGCACCAGGGAGGAGAACUUCUACGUGAACGAGACCACCCUGGUCCAAGUGCCCAUGAUGUUCCAGUCGAGGGAGAUCAAGUACCUUAAGGACCCGCUGCUCCCCUGCCAGCUGGUGCAGCUGGACUACGUGGGCAACAGCACCGUCUUCUUCGUCCUCCCGAACGCGGGGGAGAUGGACGCGGUCGUCACUGCGCUGAGCCGGGACACCAUCCAGAGGUGGUCCGACUCCCUGACCAGCAGACAGGUGGACCUGUACAUCCCAAAGGUCUCCAUCUCUGAAGCCUAUGACCUCGGGAGCCUCCUGGAGGACAUGGGUAUUGCAGACUUGCUCACCCAGCAGGCGAAUUUCUCAGGCAUCACCCAAGAGUCCCAGCUGAAGUUGUCAAAGGUGGUCCACAAAGCCAUGCUGCAACUCGAUGAGAAGGGCGUGCAGGAAGCUGCCCCCACUGGAGUCAGCCUAAAGGUGGAGUCUGAGCCUAUCACCAUCCACUUCAACCGGCCCUUCAUCAUCAUGCUCUUUGACGAAUUCACAUGGAGCAGCCUCUUCCUGGUCAAGGCUAUGAAUCUGACCUAA
This is a messenger RNA of Pteropus alecto (black flying fox), 1215 nucleotides long. RefSeq names its product serpin family A member 6 (gene SERPINA6). Lineage: Eukaryota; Metazoa; Chordata; Mammalia; Chiroptera; Pteropodidae. Bases 1 to 1215 code for a protein of 404 amino acids. Gene Ontology annotation, biological process: negative regulation of endopeptidase activity. The transcript is spliced from 4 exons. The record is from RefSeq and is a predicted model, not a curated record. Gene Ontology annotation, molecular function: serine-type endopeptidase inhibitor activity.